AUGUGGCAUUCGACGCCCGUACACUGGGUUGUCCAUGUUUGCCUCGCAUGGCUGGUGCUCCUGUGUACGCUUGCGACAGCCGAGCCCGUGCCCGUUGCUCUAGUUUCCAGGUCAACGGGGUCAAAUCUAGGAAUUGGAGAGGGCAGUUCUACGCUGCAGAAACGCGACAAUGGCACUUUUUUGCUGCGGAUUAUGCCGUUAGGAGCCUCGAUUACCAAUGGGUAUGGGUCGACAGAUCACAAUGGGUAUCGGAAGGCGUUGCGACAGCAGCUUCGGUAUGAAGGAUGGCAGGUUAAUAUGAUUGGGAGUUUGAGGAAUGGGACAAUGCAUGAUAAUCAUCACGACGGACAUUUCGGGUACAGAAUCGACCAAUUGGAAGCCAAAGCCCAAGAAACAAUCCUCCAAAAACCGAACCUGAUUCUAAUAAACGCCGGGACAAACGACGCCGUCCAAAACCACAAAAUAUCCACCGCAGGCCUCCGCAUGGACACCCUCCUAACAAACCUCUACACCUCCAUACCAAACACGACGAUCAUUCUCUCAACACUCCUCCCUAACAAGAAACACCAAGACCGCGUCGACAAAAUCAGCUCUCAAUACCGAGACCUAGUUGCCCUGCGCCGACAACAGAAUGAUCGCAUCGUUCUAGCCGAAAUGAGCUCCUUCAUCACAUUGUCCCAGCUCGUUGAUGGGACCCACCCGGAUGAUCAGGGGUAUCAGGAGAUGGCGGCGGUUUGGUGGGCUGCCGUGAAGGUUGCAGAGGGGGAGGGGUUGAUUCAAUCUGCGGAGGACACGGGGCUAGAUGGGAGGAUUAGUGCAACUGUCGAGGCAAAGUUGGACGGUGGGGAUAGUAUUGCGGAUCCUGGGUUGCCGGCUUAUACGGCGCCGGCGCAGCCGACUGAUGUUAGUAUGGGGAGUGUGGUGGGGAUUGAGAUGAGUGGACUACUUGGAGUGUCAUUUGUUGUUGCUUUUGGUCUCUCCGUCCUUGCGUGA
Molecule: messenger RNA, 993 nt
Organism: Penicillium brasilianum
Lineage: Eukaryota; Fungi; Ascomycota; Eurotiomycetes; Eurotiales; Aspergillaceae
Source: the annotation of a GenBank genome assembly